AUGGCUCUUUUCUUCGUCGGCUACUUACUAGCGGUAGCAAGUACGGUCGCAUUUAUUGUUGCGAUUUUAACUCCGAAGUGGAUUUAUCCAAAUAAUCUUCCCGUUUCGGAUGCAAAUCCUGCUUCUCCGGCCGAGUCUAACUAUCAGGGAAUCUUUUAUGUCGAUCAGGGCUUUGCGAAUAACACAUGCCGUGAUUGGAUUCUUACUCCCAAAGACUCCGUAAACAGUUGCCGCCCUACUUAUGCGGUUGCUUGCGCAUCGUUGGCCAUAGUUGCGUCUUCUUUAUCCAUCAUUCUCCUUUGGCUUGCUGGUGCCUAUCUCUACAUCCGUCGCCGACGUCUCGCUCCUCAUUUCGUUACGUUUCUAGCAGCAUUGACAUUAUUAAUAUUUUUUAUCAGUGCAAUCAUCUGGAUCGUUAUGAUUACCAUGAAUCGUGAUAUUAAUAUGCGAAUACUUCGACAGAGUAUCGGCUUUUCAACAUGGAUUGCUGUUGGUGCAAGUGGCGGUUAUUUGCUUACAUUCAUAUUAUUUGGUCUGUAUCGUCUCGAUCUUGGCCACCGAAGGUAUCUCAAAGAAAUGGACUAUUCGCGUCGUUUUUAG
Molecule: messenger RNA, 600 nt
Organism: Adineta ricciae
Lineage: Eukaryota; Metazoa; Rotifera; Eurotatoria; Adinetida; Adinetidae
Source: the annotation of a GenBank genome assembly